This is a messenger RNA of Caenorhabditis briggsae, 1299 nucleotides long. Bases 1 to 1299 code for a protein of 432 amino acids. The record is from RefSeq and is a predicted model, not a curated record. Gene Ontology annotation, cellular component: cytoplasm; cytosol. Lineage: Eukaryota; Metazoa; Nematoda; Chromadorea; Rhabditida; Rhabditidae. Gene Ontology annotation, molecular function: UFM1 activating enzyme activity. Gene Ontology annotation, biological process: protein ufmylation. The transcript is spliced from 4 exons.
AUGACCGAAAGUGACGUCGCAGAAUCGAUUGGCGACAUCGUCAGUCGAUUAAAUAAUGCUCUGGAUGAUCUCGAAACAAAGAAGAAUCAGACUCCAAGUGUUUUAAAGGGUCCAACAGUUUCACAAGAAAGACCUUCAGCACCAUACCGGCAAAAAAUUGAAAAACUAAGUGCAGAAGUUGUGGAUUCUAAUCCAUACAGUCGCCUGAUGGCACUCCAGCGGAUGGGAAUCGUCCGUGACUACGAACAAAUUCGAGAUAAAACUGUAGCCGUAGUGGGAGUCGGUGGUGUCGGCAGUGUGGUAGCAGAAAUGUUAACAAGGUGUGGAAUUGGAAAACUGAUUCUUUUUGACUAUGACAAAGUCGAAAUCGCCAAUAUGAAUCGUCUUUUCUAUCAACCCAACCAAGCAGGACUCAGUAAAGUUGAGGCGGCAAGAGACACACUCAUUCAUGUUAACCCUGAUGUACAAAUAGAGGUUCACAAUUUCAACAUUACAACUAUGGACAACUUCGAUGUUUUUGUCGGGAGAAUCAGAAAUGGUUCACUGAAAAGCGGAAAGAUUGACUUGGUUCUCAGUUGUGUUGACAAUUUUGAAGCUCGAAUGGCAGUUAACAUGGCAUGUAAUGAAGAAAACCAAAUCUGGAUGGAAUCAGGCGUCAGUGAGAAUGCUGUUUCAGGACACAUUCAAUACAUCGAACCAGGGAAGACAGCAUGCUUUGCUUGUGUUCCACCUCUAGUUGUCGCUUCAAACAUUGAUGAAAGAACACUGAAACGAGAGGGUGUUUGUGCUGCUUCGUUACCAACAACGAUGGCAGUUGUAGCUGGAUUCCUAGUGAUGAAUACUCUCAAGUAUCUGCUAAACUUCGGAGAAGUCUCUCACUACGUUGGAUACAAUGCCUUAGCUGACUUUUUCCCUCGUGAAAGCAUCAAGCCGAACCCGUCCUGUGAUGAUCGUCAUUGUCAAAUUAGGCAGAAGGAGUACGAAGAGAAAAUAUCUUCCGAACCGAUCACUCUUGACAUUCAAGCUCCUGAAGAUGAACCGAUUAUUCACGAAGAAAACGAUUGGGGGAUCGAGGUUGUCGAUUCUGAUACUACCGAAGCUCCGUCGUCUUCAGCAGCAACCGAGGUUGCUCCUGGUCUCAAGUUCGCUUAUGAGCCAACACAAACUCCUAAGAAGAACAGCUCCGAUAACUUGAAAUUGUCUCCAUCGCAAGCUGUUACGAAAGAGUGGAUGGAAAACAUCAGAGAUGCAUUGCUUGAGGAGGAUCGACUGAAGAAAGAGCAAAACAAAAGGAAAUAA